Messenger RNA from Paramuricea clavata, 504 nucleotides. The record is from the annotation of a GenBank genome assembly. NCBI's taxonomy places the organism in Eukaryota, Metazoa, Cnidaria, Anthozoa, Malacalcyonacea, Plexauridae.
AUGAAUACCACAGAAAGAGAACUCCAACCUGGCUUCAGGAGGAGCCAUAUGACAUCUAUAAAAGGACCCAGGACUUUAAACGUUGUAACAUUUAAUCCAACAACAAUUAGCCCAGGUGAAAAGCUGUAUAUUAACAUUCCUAAAUUAAAGCCUGACUCUUGUUUAGUUCCAGGAUCACUUGCACUAUUAUUUGACUUCAAAAAUUCCAAUACAAAAAGCCACUUUAAUAAUAACCUGUCUAAGUUGAUAGCUAAACGUCUUCAGAUCAAAGUAGCAGGUGAAACAGCUUAUGACUGUUCGGGAGAGAGUUUGUACGAAAUAUACAAAGAUCUAUGGCUAACACUAGGUGAUAGGAAUAAGAUGACCGAACAGGGCCUUGGAAGUGAAAAUCUCAGGAAGUUAAUCUCAGGUGACGACACAGGAGUAAAAGUUGGUGAUGCCAAUAAAAUAGCGGAUGGACUUCUUCACAGUGUGUACGGAUCUAGGCUAACAAAAACCAAUUGA